Molecule: messenger RNA, 1236 nt
Organism: Erythranthe guttata (spotted monkey flower)
Lineage: Eukaryota; Viridiplantae; Streptophyta; Magnoliopsida; Lamiales; Phrymaceae
Product: putative galactose-1-phosphate uridyltransferase
Biological process (GO): galactose metabolic process
Molecular function (GO): UDP-glucose:hexose-1-phosphate uridylyltransferase activity; zinc ion binding
Source: RefSeq, a predicted model, not a curated record
UGAAGUUGCAGAGAGUUUAGUAAGAUAACUGACGAGGCCCGGUGAGAGAUCACCAGCGAGCAGAAAGGUUGCCAAUGGCUACUAAUCGGAGCCCCGAAAUCCGGAAAGACGCCGUCCACAACCGGUGGGUGAUAUUUUCUCCGGCCAGGGCCCGCCGGCCGUCGGACUACAAGUCCAAGCACGACCCGAAAACGAAAACCCAGACCGAAUGCCCCUUCUGCGCCGGCCACGAGCACGAGUGCGCGCCAGAGAUAUUCCGGUUCCCGCCCGAAUCUACCUCCGACUGGAAAAUCCGCGUCAUACAGAAUCUCUACCCCGCUCUCAGCCGCCAAUUGGAUCCCCCACUAGAUACCGAAUUCGGCGCCGGUCCGGUCACGGUUCCCGGGUUCGGGUUCCACGAUGUGGUGAUCGAUUCGCCGGCCCACCCGGUUCACCUGACUGAUCUUUCCCCGCCGCAAUUGGCCGACGUUCUGCUCACUUAUAAGAAGAGGAUCGACCAGCUCCGCGCCAUUGAUUCCGUUAAAUAUGUUCAGGUAUUCAAAAACCACGGUGCCUCGGCCGGAGCAUCUAUGAGCCACUCGCACAGUCAAAUUAUGGCACUUCCGAUUAUUCCACCCACCGCUUCUGCAAGAAUCGAUAGUACGAAGGAAUAUUUCGCGCAAACAGGGAAAUGCGGCGUCUGCCAAGUUAGAAAAGACGAUCUGUUAAUUGAUCAGUCGAGCCAUUUUAUAUCCGUCGUACCUUUUGCCGCCACUUAUCCUUUUGAGAUAUGGAUAAUCCCGCGUGAUCACUCUUCUCAUUUUCACGACCUCGAUAAUGAUAAGGCAGUGGAUCUUGGGGGAUUGUUGAAACUUACGCUUGCGAAGAUGUGUUUGCAGUUGAACGAGCCGCCUUACAAUUUAAUGAUUCACAGCGCUCCACUUCGGAUUGACUCGACACAAUUACCUUUCACUCACUGGUUUAUACAGAUAGUUCCUCAACUCACAACCGUAGGUGGGUUCGAGUUAGCAACGGGGUGCUACAUAAACCCCGUUUUACCAGAGGAUGCUGCAAAAGUUUUGAGGGAAGUAAUUAUUCCAAAUUAGAUGAUUAAUUAUUUACGUAAUUUGCAAUAUUUUGUUGAUUUACCGAGUAUUAAUGUUUAUAAGUCCGGUUUGAACCCGAAUUCUGAGAUAAUACAUGAGCCUAGUUUGAACCGACAACUAUAAAACCAAAGCUCAACUCGCAUGGAUCGAC